Molecule: messenger RNA, 5684 nt
Organism: Pyricularia oryzae 70-15
Lineage: Eukaryota; Fungi; Ascomycota; Sordariomycetes; Magnaporthales; Pyriculariaceae
Product: NACHT and WD domain-containing protein
Exons: 3
Coding region: 210-5516 (1768 amino acids)
Molecular function (GO): protein binding; hydrolase activity, acting on ester bonds
Source: RefSeq, a predicted model, not a curated record
AAGGUCCCAAGGUCCCAAGCAGAGACGCAGAAAGAUUUCCGGUUCGUGACUGCCUCAAUAAUCAACAGCCAGAUUUGAUGUUACCGUUUGGUGCGUCCUCACGACGCCAACUUUAAAUCGACGUCUCGAGUCGCAUUCAAGACCCUUUGGGCUUUGCGUUAGCACUAGCGCUAGAGGCACCCACCUAAUUAACUUCGGUGGGACCAAGGAUGGCACAGCAACCUCGAAAAACAUCUCUAGCCGGCUUACUAUCUCGCACGAGCACUACCAGGAGCGCGCACAGCCCACACAACUUGACUUCUGAACUUUCGUCCUUGUCGACCGCCGAGUCGGAGAAAGGCCCGCUCGGGUUGACAAACCUCAACUCGGUCUCGUCUUCCUUGGACCCAACUGCAGAUGUCAUAUUUAUCCAUGGCCUCGGGGGUGGCAGUCGCAAAACUUGGUCUUUCUCACCAAACGCGGAUCAUUUUUGGCCACAGUCAUGGCUCCCAUCCGACCCGGACUUCGCCGAUGUGCGAUUUCACACAUUUGGUUACAAAGCCGAUUGGGCAGAACGGCAACAAAGCGCCCUAAAUAUUCGCGACUUUGCACUAUCCCUCCUCAGCGGGCUCAAGAAUAGCCCAGCCAUUCGGCGAAAUGAUAAUACACGUAUCGUUCUCGUGGGCCAUAGCAUGGGAGGGUGCGUCGCAAAGAAGGCGUACAUCCUCGCGCGCCAGGAUCCGACCUGUCACGACCUCGUUCGACGAUUUCACUCCAUUUUCUUCAUUGGCACCCCACACAGGGGCUCAAACCUCGCGGUGACUCUCGAAAACAUGAUCACCAUGGCCUGGGGAAGGAAGCCAUUUGUGGGAGACUUGAUCCCUGGAUCAGACGCACUCGGUGAAAUAAACGAGAGUUUUCGCCACUACGCCCCGGAUCUAAAACUGUGGUCGUUUUACGAGACACUCCCCGUCCGCACAGCGGUUAUGAACAAAAUUGUUGUCGAAAAAGACUCGGCAACGCUGGGAUAUCCUGGGGAAGAAAUUGCUGCUUUGGAUGCAGACCAUCGCCAGGUCUGCAAAUUCGAAACUAGUGCCAACGCAAACUUCAAGACGUUGCGGAAUGCACUGCUCACAUCGGUUGAUCUCAUUCGAGCUGCCAGUGGCCAAGAUACUGCUGCAACGGCUCCCACAGCACACCCCCCGAUUCAAGCUUCGUCACCUACACUGGCACCUGGCGAGGAAAUAUCUCGUUUAAGCCAAUUUCUGGACGCAAGCCCUGAUCUUGAGGAUGACUUGUUGACUCUCCAGCUACUCCGGGAGCCCGGGUCUUGUAAAUGGUUCGCUCAAACAUCUGCUUUCACUUCUUGGAAAUCUGGGACGGCCCCUGAGAUUCUAUGGGUGACUGGAAGGCCAGCAGCUGGAAAGUCUAUCUUGUCUAGCUACAUCGUGGAUCAGCUUGCACCCCCUGGAUCAUUUUGCAGCCACUUCUUCUUCAAGCAUGGUAUUGAGGGCAAAAGAAGCCUGAGUGAUUGUUUGAGAUCUCUCGUAUUUCAAAUGGCAACCCACGAUGCCGAAGUACGACGGCGGCUCCUUAAACUCGAUGCGGCGGAUAUGGUUUGGGACAAAGAAGAUGAGGUGAGCGUGUGGCGCAAGUUGAUCACCGGCUGCAUUGGGAAACUUCCCAGCAUUACAAGUCAUUACUGGGUCCUUGAUGGGCUUGACGAGUGCCACAACUUCGGCUCCAUGUUUUCGAAGAAGAUAUUUGCGUCACUUCCACGCGGCCUUCGCGUCUUUGUUGCAGCUCGCGAUCUGGAAGAGAUCCAGCGUGGUCUUGCUUCUCUCGGCUCAAGAGUACACGUACACACUCUCUCUGAAGAUGACACAGCAACGGAUAUGAGGCUCUUCCUCCAAGCAAAACUAGAGGAGCUUGGACGUUUAGACAGCGAGGAAGAGCGCGGCCAAAUGUGCGAGAAGAUACUCCACAAGGCUUCCGGCUCGUUUCUUUGGGUUCGUCUGAUACUGCAAGAACUCGAGAAGACGUGGACACGCGAGUCCAUGGAGGAGGUACUCCAAGAAGUCCCCGUGGACCUUCAAGAGAUGUAUCUCCGGAUAUUACGGACGAUUCAGACCAAGAGUAACACCGAGCUGGCCAAGACAAUUCUUCGUUGGGUUGUCUUGUCGUCACGACCUCUUAGCGUGGAUGAGCUCUGCGCGGCUGUGAGGCUCGACGUAAACCAAACUCUGCAAAAUGGAGCCCGCGCCAUACCUACCUUGUGUGGCCAGCUUGUGUUUGUAAACCAGGCCAACAGGAUACAGAUAAUCCAUGAAACUGCACGUCAGUUUCUCACUUCGCCAGACUGCGAAUCUGGAAUGGCAGUGGUGAAACCGCAUAAUCACACUCGUCUGGGGACGCUGCUCCUGCGGCUACUAUCAGGAGAUGUCCUCAAGCAACGGCAUGCAAGACCGACACAGGGACUUUUGGUUAGGUCCUUUGGCAGGACCAGUGCGGCACCCCUGACUUCGGGCGAACAAGUCCUCAUGGAUUAUGCCGCGAACCACUUUUCCGACCAUAUUUACCGUGCGACCGCCCAGGAUGAUGAGCUGGCCGAGGAGCUAUGUGCAUUUUUGACCAGCAGAAAGCUCCUUACUUGGAUGGAACACCUGGCCCAAAAGAGGGACCUCGGGAGCAUUAACAAAUCCGCCAUGAAUCUGCGCGCAUACCUAAGCCGACGAGUGAAAUACGUUCCUCCCACUGACAGAUCAGUCCUACUCAUUGACAGUUGGCUUACUGAUUUGAUCCGCGUAACUGCAAAAUUCAGCUCUCAGCUUCUUUCCUGCCCCUCUGCAAUCCAUACUUUAAUCCCACCACUCUGUCCGCCGGACUCUGCGAUUCACACUUGUUUUGCAGCAGACGCCAAGUUUCCUUCAUUGGCGGUUGCAGGGCUGCGUCCAGGCACAUGGGACGACUGUCUUGCUUACCUUGACUUUGAGGGGCAACGCGGAGGAGGGGCUGUGACUGUUGUCCACGGCCAACAAUACUUUGCCGUCGGGUUUACGCUUGGAAAUAUUGCAGUGUUUGAUAGGACCUCCGUGCAGCUAGUCUCACAGCUAACCCAUACCGAACGACUGCAACGACUUGAGUUAAGCCCAGAGGACCAGUAUCUAGUUUCAAGCGGGAGAGGGCAAGUCAUUGUCUGGGACAUGCAGUCGGGGAGUAAACUGCAUGCCUUCUCACCACCAGGCCCACUGCUCGCCGUGACCUUCCUGGGCUCUGAAGAGCUACUGUGUGUGACAAAAUCAUGUCAGGUAAUUGCGUGGGACUUGGAGAUCAAAGACCAACAGUGUCUGUACUGGGCAACCAGAGGAGCUACUACUGAUGGGUUUUCACAACAAAUCCCCAGCCAACCUCCCGUCUGCGCGGCAUUCUUAAAGGUCGACACGGAUGUGUUGCUUGCAAUUGGAUACCGCACUCAUCCUGUCUAUGUGCUGAAUGCACUUCAGUUUGAGGUCUUGGGCAAUCUAGCGGUCCCCAGCAAUACUGGACUUGUGGGAAUGGUUUUCAACCAAAACCCUGAGAUUCCCGCCCUGCUCGUGAACAGCUCAUCGGGAAGCCUGCACAUUUUCAACUACCAUUCAAUGACUCUGGAAUCAACCCAAGUCAACCUGUGCGCCGGGACCAUUGCAUGCUCCGAGGAUGGACGCAGUUUGGUCGUUGGAGGAGAAGACGGGGUUAUUCGAGUCUUCGAAUUCGACUUGGAUUCGACUGGAAGGAUUGUCCUCCACCUCUUCUAUUGCAUCGAUUCUCUUGAGGGAGCUGUACGUGGGGCAGCUUUCAGCUCCGAUGGGCUCCGCUUCCUUGAAAUCCGCAGCCAGCAAUGUCGCAUCUGGGCUCCCGCGGCACUGGUUCGCAAAGACAAUGAGCUGGAAAGUGCAAGCGAUGCCAUAUCGUUGCCGCCGCAGACUCCAUUCGGACUGAAGCAAAGCAACGCUUAUUGGCGGUCCAAGUCUAUCGGCCAGAGCUCCGAGAUAUCUACGCCACUUGUUGUUCCUCGUGGGCAGACUGCUUUCGUAGUCGCCGGCAAGCGAGAUGGAAAAGUCAUCGCCUUCUCGGUUAACGACGCGACUGAGCUCAAGGUCCUCUACCAACACCCAUCAUCAGUGGCUACAUUGAUCGUUGCAGGAUCAACAGGCUAUUCCGCCUUGAUCUCGGUGGAUUCUGCCGGUUAUGUUUAUGUUUCCCAGAUGAGUGGUAUUGAGGACAUGGUCAAAGGUGAAGGUCGAACAGCAUCCGUGGAUGGCCGCAGUGGCCAACAAGAAGCCGUCGGAUCCCAAAGUGAAAGCACCGUCUCGGCUUCGCUAUUGUUAAGACAGCGCUUCUCCGAUGCUGGAAUUGCUCAGGUUCUGGUUAGUCCUGCCUGUGAUCGCCUGUAUAUCAGCGGCUACAAUUUCGACGAGCUAUGGGAACUUCCUUCGGGCAAGUUCAUAGCGAGGAGACCGCACAGCGAUUAUGGGCUUGACCUGUUCACCAACUGGGUCGCCCGCUCUGCACUCCAGCAUCCUGCGAAUGAAAAAUGGCUCACCGUGGUGAUUGGGGAUGUGGCACAUAUACUUUCAUGGGAGACCCUCGAUGAUCUCAGCACCAACCAUGUCUCAUCGGGUAUAACACUUGUUCGAAGAGCCGAACCCGACGUUGGUGCAGUCGCCUCACCUCCAAGUCACACAACCCAUGGUCCGCCGAGCAGCAUCUCUUUACAACGAGGGAAUAGUGCAGUGUCUUACCACCAGUGUCCGGGCUUCUGCGUCGAAAUGCUUCACCGUACCCCAUCGGAGCCUUGUCAGCUUCAUGUAUGGCUACCUGAUGCUCUAGAUCCGGCCAACCCAGAUGCCGCAAAGCCUGCUUCCGAUUCGCGCCUGGCAGCGCUGGAACCUGUGAUGCUGGCCAUCCUUGGCUUCGUCAACCACUCCACCCUCGUGUUUCUGGACACAAGCCUCUGGGUCUGCAGCAUCCAGCUUGGCGGUCCAGAGUCGGAUAGUCCUCUCUCCUUGCCACCAUCUCGCUCGGGAAGCUCAUUGAGUCGAGGCUCGAGCUUUUCAUCCCCACCCUUGGGGGCUCGCCGACCCUUCUCCAGGACCACCUCGAGCGCGGCCAGCACUCCAGAGCCGACCGUCCCAGAAGCUCAAACCGGCAUCACAGCUCGGAGGCACUUUUUUGCCCUGCCCGAGUGGCGAGCCUACCAAGGCGAGCUGCAGUGUACAAUGGUGAUGCCAGACAAACAGGCGCCGUUACGUAGAAGCCACGGUGCAGGUCCGGACUUCAUCUUUGCAAACGGCGAGGGCGUCGUCGUGGUGAAAUCAGGCCUCGAGUUCUCUGAGCUUGUCACGUUGGAAACCCCUAGUAAUACGGCCCCAGUCCACGGCUAUGAGCCUCAGGCGAUCCCAGACGGUGUAGAAGAGCAGGCUUGGUCAAAUUCACCACGUGCUCCGCAGUGGAAAGCUGUGCCUGGUAGCACGCAUCGAAAGGCACCGUGGUGGUGAAUCUGAAGCCUGGGGCCGUCUGGAUGCUCUGACCAAAAUACUCUAUACUCAGCUUGGCGAGCGUGGUUUGGGAAUCUUGAGGCACCAAUUAUCAAAGAGUCAAUUCAAAAUUUAGCAGUCAUUGUGCGACCACCCAUUAUAGACACACACACACACACACACACACAC